Messenger RNA from Leptonychotes weddellii (Weddell seal), 720 nucleotides. The record is from RefSeq and is a predicted model, not a curated record. NCBI's taxonomy places the organism in Eukaryota, Metazoa, Chordata, Mammalia, Carnivora, Phocidae.
CCAAAACAGAUCCAUCUCCGAAGAGGGAAGCUCCCACCAUGAUUCUUUUUAAUGUGGUGUUUGCACUGAGGGCCAAUGCGGACCCGUCGGUGAUAAACUGUCUGCACACCCUUUCCCGACGCAUCGCCACCGUGCUGCAGCAUGAGGAGCGCCGCUGCCAGUACCUCACGAGAGAGGCCAAGCUGAUCCUGGCGCUGCAGGACGAGGUGUCCGCGGUGGCCGAUGCAAAUGAUGGUCCUCAGUCCCCAUUUCAUCACAUUCUGCCCAAGUGCAAGCUGGCCAGGGACCUCAAGGAAGCUUAUGACAGGUAAGACAGGUGGUGCCCCUGCCCGUGGGCCUUGCUGCCCAUUCUCCUGUUGUACCACUGAGAUGGGGGUGAGAGGAUUGGGAGUGCCAGCCCCCUGAACCGACCCUGAAGUCACGCAUGAGAGCCUGAAAUUCUUGUGAGUCAUGAGAUACAGGUCAGGUGACACGGUGCCAAGUUCUGGGUCUGCCUCCUAAGAUGGGUGUCACUGUCAUCACUUCACUGAGGAGGAAACUGAGGCUCAGAGGGUGCCCUCCACUCGUGGGACUUGGGGUUUGGGGGCUGAGUUUAGGAAGGCAGCCCGCGUUGCAGACCCAGCAGAGCCUCUCAGUUGUUCCAGUCAUAUUGGUGUUCCCAGCUUUCUGUGGAGAAGCAAAGAACUUCUUUUCUUUUAAGAGGGUCCACUGCUCCCUGAG